UUGACUUUUCACCAGAUGUACAUAUCAUGUCUAGUUGUCCGGCAGCCGCAAACUGUGCCGGUGUGAAUCCCAAGAAAAUUAAACAGAUCGUAGAAUAAAGAUCCAAUGUUUUCAAUUUAAGCACGGCCUUUCCUGGAGUUUUCUUAAUUCUUAGUCGGUUUCUGCUCUCUUUCUCUCUCUCUCUCUUCAACUCUCUGCUCAACUCCGAACUGUUUGGUUCCUGAGAAAAACAAAUUUUCUUUCUUCUCGUUGUUCUCGCUGGUGGCAUUGAAAGUAAGAGAAAAGAGAAAUGGAUAAAACGAAGUUUGGAAAGAGAUUCCAAGGAAAGGUGGCGAUCGUUACGGCUUCAACUCAAGGCAUCGGCUUCAGCAUCGCCGAGCGACUCGGCUUGGAAGGUGCUUCUGUCGUUGUCUCGUCUCGCAAGCAGAAAAAUGUAGAUGAGGCAGUUCAAAACCUUAAAGCACGAGGAAUCGAGGUGUUGGGAGUUGUUUGUCACGUUUCAAAUGCACAAGACAGGAAGAAUCUCAUAGACAAGACUCUUCAGGAAUAUGGAAAAAUCGAUGUGAUUGUGUCAAAUGCUGCUGCAAAUCCAUCAGUUGACGCCAUUCUGCAAACCAAAGAAUCUGUCCUUGACAAACUAUGGGAAAUAAAUGUCAAAGCUUCAAUUCUUCUUCUGAAGGAUGCAGCACUUCACUUGAGCAAGGGUUCUUCAGUUGUUUUUAUUUCCUCUGUUAGCGCAUUCCAGCCGCCGGCUGCCAUGGCAAUGUAUGGGGUGACUAAAACUGCCCUUCUGGGGCUUACCAAGGCCCUCGCUGAUGAGCUGGCUCCAGAUACUCGGGUAAACUGUGUUGCUCCUGGUUUUGUACCCACACAUUUUGCCGAGUUCAUUACAAGCAAUAAAGCUGUGAGGGAGACCAUUGAGCAGAAGACUCUACUUAACAGGCUUGGUACCACUGAAGACAUGGCCGCUGCCACUGCGUUUUUGGCGUCUGAUGAUGCCUCCUACAUUACUGGAGAAACUCUGGUAGUGGCUGGAGGAAUGCCCUCGAGACUCUAGGGCCUCUUUUCUUUCUCUAUGCUCUCAUAAAAGAAACCUUGCAUUUGAGUAAACUUUGGAAAUUUGAGGCAAUUAUCAAUAAUAUUUACUACUGGCAAUUUAGAUGACAGCAA
Messenger RNA from Ziziphus jujuba (common jujube), 1170 nucleotides. Its product is annotated as tropinone reductase-like 3. Bases 290 to 1057 code for a protein of 255 amino acids. The record is from RefSeq and is a predicted model, not a curated record. The transcript has 6 exons. Gene Ontology annotation, molecular function: oxidoreductase activity. Lineage: Eukaryota; Viridiplantae; Streptophyta; Magnoliopsida; Rosales; Rhamnaceae.